Messenger RNA from Darwinula stevensoni, 2484 nucleotides. NCBI's taxonomy places the organism in Eukaryota, Metazoa, Arthropoda, Ostracoda, Podocopida, Darwinulidae. The record is from the annotation of a GenBank genome assembly.
AUGUAUGACAAAGAAGAACCUACGCCGACACAGCCAGAUGCAAGAUGGAAUGAUACUGCGGACUCUGCGAUACAUCCUCUUCCUUUGACAGAAGCAAUGGAUUUCCAAGAAAGCAUUGGGACGGCAGAACUACCUCAUGGGGUUGCUUUCCUGUCCACUUCAUGGGAAGCAGUCCAUGGAGACAGAGUUGGAAAACUGGACGAUUCUACAGACUUAGUGAUCGAUGACGGCACAUCCUUAGCUCAGAGACCGCAUUCGACUCCAAUGAAGAAUCCAAGAAUGAGAACUGGGACCUACCGAUACAAGUGCUGUCUAGGGAGAAUGGCAAGUGGAGACUUGCACGACAUGGACAGUCAGCUCAAGGAAAUGUCCGCGAAGGACAAAAAAAAGUUUUUAUCGGAUUUGAUCCAUAGAAACUCCUCUCGAAGUCGUCAGACGCUUUCGUACAAAGGCGUCAACCUUUGCAGACUCUGUUGCUUGAAUUUAUUCAAUGUAACUCAGAAAGAAUGGAACAAGCUGCAACGGAGACAAAGGUCUCAUUUCCCGAAGCUGCCAAGGAGGAAGCCAAAGGCUGAAUUCGCUCGAGCGUGGCUGAUGAACUUCCUCACACUCCAUGGACAGCAUUCACCAUGCCCAACCAAAAGGAUAUAUGUCCAGGGAUUCACAAUGAAGCAACUUCAUCGCAACAUGCAGGAAGGAUGUGUAGAGAAGGGAUGUCCGAGAGAGAGCCUUCUCAAGUACGUCCGAUUCACUUCUCUCCUAAAGGACAUGAACGUCUCAGUUGCAAAGCGAUCCAACUACACGCACCACAAGGUUCUGGCUUUGGAGGAUAGCGAAUGGAUGACAAUGGUGGUCGAUGGAAUGGACCAAAAGAAAACUAAUGUGCCGCGUUUCGCCCAGGAAGACAAGCAUACCAACAGCUUGCCAAAGCUUGUCACUCAUAUUGCAGGAGUGAUGGUGUACACAGGCAAGGGCAUUCGUGAGUUCGCUUAUGUGGACAUGAGUCAAUACCCACAUGAUUCCAAUUUGACCAUUGAAGUCAUUCUUCGAACCCUACUCCGUAUGAAGGAAGAUUUGAAGCCAAAACUCUUCCUGCAGAUGGAUAAUUGCACCAGGGAGAACAAGAACAAGUACCUCUGCGCACUUGCACAUCUACUGGUGGAGGAAGGAAUAUUUGAUGAGGUGUUAUUCAACUUCCACCCAGUUGGACACACUCAUGAAGAUAUUGAUCAACUCUUCAGCUCGGUGAACCACUACCUGAGGGUUAGGGAUACGUGCACAGUAAAUGAUUUGAUGACAUGCUUGGGAGAGAUAAAAAGGAGAGGGAGACCUCAGCAUCUUCAGGCUGAGGAAUUGGAUGUAGUUCACAACUUCAAGGGAGUCAUACAGAAUCAUUUCCCCCGUCACUUUCGCGGUCAGACCAAGCCUCAUUCAUUCCGGUUCCGGAAAUCCAGCGGAAUCACACAAAUGCACGUUCGAAUGCAUGCUGGAGAAGCCUGGUGCCCUAAUGAGCAUGAUAAUCAAUACGUCAGGGAAUGUCUUGGCCCAGAUCUUGGUUAUAUCUGUCUACAGACAACACCAGAACUCCAUGUCUUCUGUGUUCUGGUACCACCGGAUUGGAAUUCAGCUGGACUGGAACUUGUGAAGGCGUCCAUCCAUAGUUACUUUCCAGAGAUGUCUGAGGAUAAAAUUCAUGCUUGGCGUGUCUUCUCUCCAGAUACCCAGCAAUCCAUGGAACCUAGAUUGUAUCUUCAGAAGUUAAGAGACCAUAAGAACACUUCACCUGAACUCAAUCCUAACAUCACCCCAGCCAUGCAAUCCUACCUGACGAACAUGAGAAGCCAACUGCUUGGACCAUUCCAACAGCCUAUCAUUGGUUCGAUUGGGAGUCGGAGACUGGGCAUAUGUGCCGGGACUGAAGAUCUUCACAUAGGUAUGCUGGCUGUUGUCUAUACGGAGGAGAAAUCAUCCCGACCAUGGAUAGGAAAGAUAGCCUCUAUAGACGAGAAGCAAGUGGCCAUCCACUGGUACAAGGGAACUUACGAGAAGACAUGGAACCCAAUGACAGGGGCUGGAAGCAUUUCGUCCGUUCCUCGAGAAUCUCUCCUCCUGUGGGGCUUCACUCUGACGGACAAGAAACAACUGCUAAGGAGUGAAACAAGAGAAGAAGUAAGGCGGCUCUAUCAGGAAACAGAUCAAAGAAUGCAACGUCAUGCAGAGACUUCAGAACGUAUCAUCAAGGAAGAUCUUAGACUCAAAGUCUUCAAACCAAUUCCCGAACUUUCGGAAGCUGUGAAGAAGAAGCGAAAAGUGUACCGGGGUGUAAGAAUCCGAGACGUCGAACAGUUGAAGGAGCGAAUUCGCAUGACUUGGGAUGAACUCUCGCAGAGCUCCAUCGCCAAGGCCAUUUCCAAGUGGAGAGGCAGAAUGAGAGCAGUGGUUGAUCAUGGUGGAGGCCACAUCGAGCCAUUCAUUGAAAAUUAA